UGAUAGUUUUGUGAUUGUUGAGUUAAUGCACUAAGCAACUACUAACAGGUGCUAACAUUUUUCAUACUUUUCAUGGCUCUCACUACAUACUAACAACAUGGGUUUCAUUAAUGGUGGCGGACAUGUUCUGCGUUUACACAGGUUCCAGGAUUAUUUUUGCAUGUUCAAAACACAUCACACGAUUGGCAAUACUACGCACAACAGUCGGAGAUGGCUAGCAGAGCAAUGCCCCGAGGAAGCUAUUGGCCGCGAGGAAAAAUGUUGGGAGGUUGCAGUUCCAUGAAUUUCAUGCUGUAUGUGAGAGGAAAUGAUCGCGAUUACAACGGGUGGGCAGAGAACGGAUGCGACGGAUGGAGCUGGCAGGAGGUGUUACCGUAUUUUAAAAAAUCUGAAAACAAUGUUGAUUUUGAAGAACCGGCAUUUCAUGCUACGUUCGGUGAAUUGGCAGUUGAAAACAUUAAAUCAAGUGAACCGUUAGUAAAAGUGAUCGUGGAUGCUGCUAUUGAAAUGGGAUAUAAAAAGUUGAAGGAUAUAAAUGGCGCCCAUUCCAUAGGCAUCGUGGAACUUCAAGGAACAAUCGUGAACGCAACUAGACAGAGUGCUGCAAAAUCUUUUCUGUUAAAUCUCGAGAGGCCGAACUUGCAUGUUAUUAAAAGAGCACACGUCAGCAAAAUUGUGUUCGAGGGAUUGUUGGCGAAAGGUGUGCAGUUCAAACUGGCGAAUAAACUGGUGAAUGCAUUUACCAAACGAGAAAUAGUUCUUUCAGCUGGGGCCAUUAAUACUCCUCAGAUUUUGAUGUUAUCCGGUAUUGGGCCUAGAGACCACUUGAAGCAAAUGGGUAUCAAAUCCAUUGCAGAUUUACCGGUCGGACAGAAUUUACAAGAUCACGUCAUUGUGGCAUACUUCCUAAAACUAGAACCGAGUGGAGAAGUAAAUAGUGAUAUAAAAGAAAACUAUAUUCAAUACUUGUUAAACCGAUCGGGCAUUCUAACCGGAAUUAGUGGCACGCAUCUGAAUCUUUUUACCAACACCAAUGAGGAACAAAGCCAGUAUCCUAAUCUACAGUUUCACUAUUUAUUUUUUCAUAAAAACGAUGAUUUCCGCAUUUUACAGUAUCUCAAGCUAAUGUCCUACGAAGCUGAAAUCAACAAGACAAUUUUCGAAGCUAGUAAAUCGCAUGACGUUGUUGUUGUUUGGGUUACUUUAUUGAACCCAAAAUCAGUGGGCCAUCUGGAGCUAGUUAACUCAGAUUCGUUCAGCAAGGUAAAAAUUUUCGCCAACUUUCUCGAAAACCCGGAUGAUACACGGCAGCUAUUAGAUGGAUUAAAACUUCAACGCAAAUUUUUACAAACUGCUCCCUUAAGAAAACACAAAGCAACUGAACUGACAUUCGAUAUUCCCGAGUGUAACCGUCAUUCAAGUGAUUCUGAUGAAUACCUAAAAUGCUACGUGAGCUAUUUCUCAACAACCAUCUACCAUCCCGUUGGAACAGCUAGGAUGGGCCCGGAUAGUGACAAACAGGCCGUGGUAGACCCUCGGCUGAGGGUAAGGGGUGUAAAACAACUACGAGUGAUUGAUGCAAGUAUCAUGCCGAAUAUUGUGAGUGGUAAUACCAAUGCACCGUCGAUCAUGAUCGGUGAAAAAGGUGCUGAUCUCAUCAAGUCGGAUUGGCAGCCACACGGGCUGCUUCAGCAACAUUCAGAGCUUUGAACAAGUUGCUGCUAACAAUCUAAACAUUAUGUCUCAUUGUCGAAUAACAUGCUUUUUUGUAGCUUCUAAAGUAACCUUCGGUUAUCCUAGAUUUUUC
This is a messenger RNA of Topomyia yanbarensis, 1807 nucleotides long. RefSeq names its product alcohol dehydrogenase [acceptor]-like. Lineage: Eukaryota; Metazoa; Arthropoda; Insecta; Diptera; Culicidae. The record is from RefSeq and is a predicted model, not a curated record. The transcript has a single exon. Bases 211 to 1710 code for a protein of 499 amino acids. Gene Ontology annotation, molecular function: flavin adenine dinucleotide binding; ecdysone oxidase activity.